AGCAGUCCGCAUGAACGCGCGGGGCGCCGCCGGGCGCUGCCCUCCCACGACAUGGCUGGGCCCCUGGCUGCUGCUGCUCUGUCUCCUGGUGAGCGGGAGUAUUACCAUGGAGGUGCCAUCGCAGUACUGUAGCGAAAUGAUUACGGACAGGCACCUGAAGAUGCUCCAGGACCUGAUUGACAGUCAGAUGGAGACCUCGUGCCAAAUUGCCUUUGAGUUUGUAGACCAGGAGCAGUUGAAAGAUCCCGUGUGCUACCUUAAGAAGGCAUUUUUCCUGGUGGAAGAUAUAAUAGAGGACACCUUGAGGUUCAAACAUAAAACCCCCAAUGCCGACACCAUCGAGCAGCUCCGGGAGCUCUCUGUGAGCCUGAACGAGAAGCACUGUUUCACCAAGGACUAUGACGAGCAUGACAAGGCCUGUAUUCGAACUUUCUCUGAGACGCCCCUCCAGUUGCUGGAGAAGAUCAAGAGUAUCUUUAACGAAACAAGGAAUUUCCUUAAAAAGGACUGGAAGAUUUUCAGCAAGAACUGCAAUGACAGCUUUGCUAAAUGCGCUAGCCAAGAUGUGGUGACCAAGCCUGAUUGCAACUGCCUGUACCCCAAAGCCAUCCCUAGCAGUGACCUGGCCUCUGUCUCCCCUCAGCAGCCCCUCACCCGCUCAAAAGUCCCUAUGGCCGGCCUGACCUGGUCUGACUCUGAGGGGACAGAGGGCAGCUCCCUCUUGCCUGGUGAGCAACCCCAGGCAGUGCCAAGCAGCAACCACCCAGGCAGUGCCAAGCAGCGACCACCCAGGAGCACCUGCCAGAGCUUUGAGACACUGGAGACCCCAGGCGUUGAGGGCAGCCCCACCGAAGACUCAGCUCAGCCACACCCCUCUGCUGGGGCCCGCCUUCCAGGGGUGGACGAUGUUCUUGACUCUGUAUUGGGCACUGACUGGGCCCUAGAAGAGGCCUCUGGAGAGGCUAGUGAGGAGCUUGUACCCCAAGGGGCAGAGCUUUCCUCCUCCAGCCUGGGAGGAAGCAGCAUCCAGGCAGAGAUGGCCAGCCCCAGCGACCUCCUCCCAGCAUCCUCUCCACUCCCCCAACUGGCAAAGGGCCAACAGCCAGCAGAUGAGACUGUCACCUCCCUGCCCAAGAUGGGCCCCGGGACACCCACUGGCCAGGCCCAGAAUCACACACCUGAGAAGACAGACCGUUCGUCUGCCCUGCCCAGAGACCACCAGGAUUCCGCCAGGACCCCAUCUCUGCGCCCGCAAGGCCUCAGCAGCCCCUCCACCCUUUCUGCUCAGCCACAGCUUCCCAGAAGUCACUCCUGGGGCAAUAUGCUGCCCAUUGGGGAGCUGGAGGGCAAGAGGAGCACCAGGGAACGGAGGAGCCCUGCAGAGCUGGAAGGAGGACAAGCCAGUGACAGGGCAGCCAGGCCCCCGGCCCGUUUUAACCCCGUUCCUUUGACUGAUGCAGGCCAUGACAGGCAGCGCGUGGAAGCCUCCGACCUCCAGCCGUCCGGGUUUGUCUUCCCCCUGUCCAGCAUCAUCCUGGUCCUGCUGGCCGUCGGCGGCCUCCUGCUCUAUAGGCGGAAGCGGCGGAGCCAUCGAGAGCCUCACACGGUGGAUUCCCCCAUGGAGCAACCGGAGGGCAGCCCCCUGACCCCGGACGAGGACAGACAGAUGGAACUGCCGGUGUAGGAGGAAUUCUAAGCCGGGCGCACAGAACAGACCGUGGGAGGAGACACUGUGGGGACACCCACCACCCCUGCCCAGCCACUCUCCUGGGAGCUUGGCCUGCCCACCAGCAGAGCUCCUGCCUGCCAGGACUAGAUCAGGCUGGGGUCCCUCCACCCUCGACCCUCAGACUCUGGACUAAGAGAGGGCUGGAGGAUGCCCUCUGCGCUGCUGAUAUUUAUCGUGAGCCCUGGAGGCUCACAUCCGCUUGAGGGGCUGCGUCCUUCUCCCAUGCUCUCCGAGUCAGCACCUGGGUUAGACCCAGAGGCCCACGGGAUAUGCGAGAGCAGGGUGGGCACUGAGGAACGAAAGAGCCCUGUGCCCAGAGGACCUGCCUGGUGCCACAGGAUCCUAACACCAACGAGCAGGGACUUGUCUCCAGAGAGAGAAGCAUGAGAUUCGCUGGGCGGGACGGCGUUGGCUGCAUUUCCCGUAAAGGUGUGCAACCCAAAAGACGGCAAGAGGAGGCCUCUGGGCCUGCUGGUCGGCACUGACUGCCCAGAGGGAUCUACACCCUGAUCGCCGAAGUGCCCCUGCUGGUUGCCUGGUGGAGAGGGGAGGCCAGACCUGCUCUCAGGACCUGCCUGGCUUGACUGGUCAUGCCAAGAGGAAGACCAAACUCUGGCCUCUGCCCCACCUUCCCUCCAGCCCGCCAAAGCUUCUCUGGAGGCCGCGCAGAGGCUGCCCACAUGAAGGAAGCCAUUGCACUGUGAAUACUGAACCUGCCUGCUGAACAGCCUGCCCGUUCACGUGGGAGCCAACAUCUGUCCUCCCGCCUCAGCCUCUCCCCAGCUUCCUGCACUGGGUGCCCGAGCCUGCCUUACCUGUUGACUGUCAACUGAGGGAGCCCCUAAGCCCUGACCUUCUGCUGACCUGGCCUGAUUUCUGGGGGGGGGACUGGCCGGGCUGCCAGCCAGAGCUGGUCUUUAGGCUGUGUUGUUCGCCCAGGUUUCUGUAUCUUGCACUUUGACAUUCCCAAGAAGAGGGAGGGCAGAGACACAAGGACACAGGCUGCAGAGUGAGUUCUGACUGAAAGAGGAUCUUGGAAAUUCGGGCAUGCUCCUGAGGAUGGGAAGGGGGUCUGCACCCCUGACCCACCAGCCCAGUCUCCUUCCCAUGUCCCGACCAUAGCUGCAAGGCUGCCGCCAACAGGCACCCAAGUCGUCCUGGUUAGGAGCCUUGAGGCUGGGUGCACCCCAGCCUGACCUGCACAGUUCCAGCUCCACCUUUUCAGCCUUCUCUUUCCCCAGCCCCAUGGGCAUUGAUGCUUCCAGUUCUUACCCCACCCACAUUACCACCCUGUCUCUGACCAGACAUUCCAGGGUUGGGGAGGGACCAGAAGCAUCCAAGCACCUGCUUCCAAGCCCGCCUUGAGGGCCUCCACUGCUGGGUCAACCCCUGGCCGUGCUCAGAGCUGGCAGCAGCGACGAGGCUAUUGCCCUUGGUCCCUCUGUGCUGCCGUGCCCCUCCUCUCCUGCUGUGCGGGGCACUCCUGGCCAUGACCUUCCCUUCCUGCCAUGGAAAGGGAGGGUCUGAGGGCCCUGCCUCCCUGCCCUGCUAAUGACAGUUGCAGGAAGGGGAGCAGAGAGCUUUCCCCAAGGGGCUCACGGAUUCUACAUUGGAUGCUAGAAAAUAUGUAUUUAAAAAUGGGAGAAAAAAAAAAAAAACAACACAGAACAAGGCAUUACUCCCUCCCCACUCACCCCUUAAAUUUAUAGUAUUUCAGAAGUCAAGAAGGGAAUCUACCCGCUGCAGAAGCUCUUUGGUGACACAGGAGCCAGAGGGCCCCCCUGCUACCUGCACAGGAACCCCAAGAAGGGAUGUUGGCUCACACACUGUGAGAUUUUGUUUUUAUACUUGGAAGUGAUGAAUUAUUUUAUAUAAAUUCAUUUAAAUAUCUAUUUAAAAAAUAGGAAGCUGCUUAUAUAUUUAAUAAUAAAAGAAGUGCAC
Messenger RNA from Talpa occidentalis (Iberian mole), 3670 nucleotides. RefSeq names its product colony stimulating factor 1 (gene CSF1). Gene Ontology annotation, molecular function: growth factor activity; cytokine activity. The record is from RefSeq and is a predicted model, not a curated record. Gene Ontology annotation, biological process: osteoclast differentiation; positive regulation of macrophage differentiation. The transcript has 9 exons. Lineage: Eukaryota; Metazoa; Chordata; Mammalia; Eulipotyphla; Talpidae. Gene Ontology annotation, cellular component: membrane. Bases 11 to 1684 code for a protein of 557 amino acids.